Messenger RNA from Stegodyphus dumicola, 1643 nucleotides. RefSeq lists its product as uncharacterized. Gene Ontology annotation, molecular function: metal ion binding; mRNA binding; double-stranded RNA binding. Gene Ontology annotation, biological process: ubiquitin-dependent protein catabolic process; protein polyubiquitination; nuclear-transcribed mRNA catabolic process, deadenylation-dependent decay. NCBI's taxonomy places the organism in Eukaryota, Metazoa, Arthropoda, Arachnida, Araneae, Eresidae. The record is from RefSeq and is a predicted model, not a curated record. Gene Ontology annotation, cellular component: cytoplasmic stress granule.
CAGUGAUAAUAAUUUUUGCUGGUGUUAAUUUUAUGCCAUGCCUGUGCAAGCACCACAGUGGACAGAUUUUUUGUCCUGCCCUAUCUGUUACAAUGAAUUUGAGUGUAGUGUCCGUCGUCCUAUCAGUCUUGGCUGUGGUCAUACUAUGUGUAAAAAUUGCUUAUCAAAACUUCAGAGAAAACAGUGCCCAUUUGAUCAAACCACCAUCAACAUUGACAUUAACCAGUUACCUGAAAACUAUGCACUUUUGCAACUGGUUGGUGGAAGAAUUCCAGAUAAACCACCUACAGUUGUUCCUUUGGUAUCCAAGGAAGACUACAAACAUUAUCUACAAACAAAGAAAUAUGUGGAAGAGUUAGCUUUAUACCUAAAGUCUGCAUCUCCUGGCACUACAAACGGAAUUCCUCAGAACAGUCCUUUGACUAGACCUAUGCAGAGGAAAUUGGUAACAUUGAUCAAUUGUCAGCUGGUUGAAGAGGAAGGUAGAGCACGAGGAAUGAGAGCAGCCAGAUCUCUUGGAGAGCGUUCCGUAACAGAACUAAUUUUGCAGCAUCAGAAUCCUCAGCAAUUAUCUGCUAAUCUAUGGGCAGCAGUAAGAGCCAGGGGUUGCCAAUUUUUAGGGCCAGCCAUGCAAGAAGAAGUUUUAAAACUGGUGUUACUGGCAUUAGAAGAUGGAUCAGCAUUGUCGAGGAAAGUCUUAGUAAUGUUUGUUGUACAACGUCUAGCUCCUCAUUUCCCUCAAGCAUCUAAAACUAGUAUAGGCCAUGUGGUUCAGUUACUUUAUAGAGCGUCUUGUUUUAAGGUUUCGAAAAGGGAAGGAGAUUCAUCACUUAUGCAGCUAAAGGAAGAGUUUCGCACAUAUGAAGCUCUUAGAAGGGAGCAUGAUGCUCAGAUAGUACAGAUAGCAACUGAGGCAGGGUUACGUAUUGCACCAGAGCAAUGGUCCUCACUUCUGUAUGGUGAUACAGCUCAUAAAUCACAUAUGCAGUCCAUUAUUGAUAAGUUGCAAACUCCACAGUCAUUUUCUCAAAGUGUUCAAGAAUUAGUCAUAGCAUUGCAACGUACUGGUGAUCCUGGUAAUUUAUCUGUCCUGAGGCCACAUUUGGAAUUAUUAGCUGGUAUUGAUCCAAGCCCAGAUACACUACCACCAUCAUGGGAAGAUCUGGAGAAUGCUCAAAAGGCUACAAAUAUUGUUGUUAAAGGUUUAGUGGAUUUUGUAAAAAAUUAUGGCAGUCGUAAGUUACAAGAGGACCGACAAAGUCUAAAUGCAAAAUAUAAAACAAGUAUGUGCCGAGAUUUAACUCAACGUGGAAGUUGCCCUCGUGGUGCCAACUGUACUUUUGCUCAUUCUCAAGACGAACUGGAAAAGUACAGAGCAAAAAAUAAGCAUAAUAUUGGAAAUCGGAAUACCGGUCUUAAUGCUAGAAGCCCUAAUUCUGAAAAUUCAGGGUGUAGAUUAAAAGACAUUAUGCCUCCAAAUGAUUCACCAUCCAUUAAUGCAAAUAGUCAUAUUGUAUCAGAACCUGUUAUGGCACCUGAGUGUGGAAUAACAAACAGUGCUUUUGAUGGGCCAUUCAUUUCAGAAAGUGAGAACAUAUCAUUGAUUACUUAAAGUUGUUCAAAGUAGAAAUAUUCUACAAGCC